Messenger RNA from Miniopterus natalensis, 2172 nucleotides. The record is from RefSeq and is a predicted model, not a curated record. NCBI's taxonomy places the organism in Eukaryota, Metazoa, Chordata, Mammalia, Chiroptera, Miniopteridae.
AUGACCCAGGCGGAGCGCAGAGGCCUCCAGGCUACUGAGGCAGGCGCCCCGGAGAGGACAGAGCUGGGCAGAAGAGCACUGGCUCCCCCUGGAGUCUCAGGCCUUGUGAAGCUGGGGAUUCACUGUGUCACAUGCCAGAAGGUGGCCAUCAAAAUCGUCAACCGGGAAAAGCUCAGCGAGUCUGUGUUGAUGAAGGUGGAGCGAGAGAUCGCCAUCCUGAAGCUCAUCGAACACCCUCAUGUUCUCAAGCUGCACGACGUUUAUGAAAACAAAAAAUAUUUAUACCUGGUGCUAGAACAUGUGUCUGGUGGGGAGCUCUUCGACUACCUGGUCAAGAAGGGGAGGCUGACCCCCAAGGAGGCCCGCAAGUUCUUCCGGCAGAUCAUCUCCGCACUGGACUUCUGCCACAGCCACUCCAUCUGCCACAGGGACCUGAAACCAGAGAACCUCCUGCUGGACGAGAAGAACAACAUCCGCAUCGCGGACUUCGGCAUGGCGUCGCUGCAGGUGGGGGACAGCCUGCUGGAGACCAGCUGCGGGUCCCCCCACUAUGCCUGCCCCGAGGUGAUCCGGGGAGAGAAGUACGACGGGCGCAAGGCCGACGUGUGGAGCUGCGGGGUGAUCCUCUUCGCGUUGCUGNAGGGGGCGCUGCCCUUCGACGACGACAACCUGCGGCAGCUGCUGGAGAAGGUGAAGCGGGGCGUGUUCCACAUGCCGCACUUCAUCCCGCCCGACUGCCAGAGCCUGCUGCGCGGCAUGAUCGAGGUGGACGCGGCGCGGCGCCUCACGCUAGAGCACAUUCAGAAACACACAUGGUAUAUAGGCGGCAAGAACGAGCCGGAGCCGGAGCAGCCCAUCCCCCGGAAGGUGCAGAUCCGCUCGCUGCCCAGCCUGGAGGACAUUGACCCCGACGUGCUGGACAGCAUGCACUCGCUGGGCUGCUUCCGAGACCGAAACAAGCUGCUGCAGGACCUACUGUCGGAGGAGGAGAACCAGGAGAAGAUGAUCUACUUCCUCCUCCUGGACCGGAAAGAAAGGUACCCCAGCCACGAGGAUGAGGACCUGCCCCCCAGGAACGAAAUAGACCCUCCCCGGAAGCGUGUGGACUCCCCGAUGCUGAACCGGCACGGCAAACGGCGGCCGGAACGCAAGUCCAUGGAGGUGCUCAGCGUGACGGAUGGUGGCUCUCCGGUGCCCGCUCGGCGCGCCAUUGAGAUGGCCCAGCACAGCCAGAGUAAAGCAAUGUUCAGUAAAAGCCUGGAUAUCGCUGAAGCCCACCCCCAAUUCAGCAAAGAAGACAGGUCCAGAUCCAUCAGCGGCGCCUCCUCAGGCCUCUCCACCAGCCCACUCAGCAGCCCUCGGGUGACCCCUCACCCCUCUCCAAGGGGCAGUCCCCUCCCCACCCCCAAGGGGACGCCCGUGCACACGCCCAAGGAGAGUCCGGCAGGCACACCCAACCCCACACCGCCGUCCAGCCCCAGCGUCGGAGGGGUGCCCUGGAGGACAAGGCUCAACUCCAUCAAGAAUAGCUUCCUGGGGUCACCUCGCUUCCACCGCCGGAAACUGCAAGUCCCGACGCCGGAGGAGAUGUCCAACCUGACCCCAGAGUCCUCCCCAGACUUGGCCAAGAAGUCCUGGUUCGGGAACUUCAUCAGCCUGGAGAAGGAGGAGCAGAUCUUCGUGGUCAUCAAGGACAAGCCCCUGAGCUCCAUCAAAGCCGACAUCGUCCACGCCUUCCUGUCGAUCCCCAGCCUCAGCCACAGCGUCAUCUCCCAGACCAGCUUCCGGGCCGAGUACAAGGCGACGGGGGGCCCGGCCGUGUUCCAGAAGCCGGUCAAGUUCCAGGUGGACAUCACCUACACGGAGGGCGGCGCGGCGCAGAAGGAGCACGGCAUCUACUACACCACUAACUGUGUGGAGAUGAUGACGGGGAGACUUUCCAAGUGUGGCAGCCCAUUGAGUAACUUCUUUGACGUAAUUAAACAACUUUUUUCAGACGAGAAGACCGGGCAGGCGGCCCCGGCCCCCAGCACGCCCGCCAAGCGGAGUGCCCACAGUCCACCCGGUGACUCGGUGGCCGCUGGCCCUGGCCCUGGAGGGGACGCCGAGCACCCAACGGGCAAGGACACGGCCAAGACGGGGCCACCCGCCGCCCGCCGCGAGCAGCCUUAG